CCUCAGCAAGCCCGUGCCAAAGCUCGCAGCGACUUCGUCAAGUCUCGCCUCCGGAAGCUCCUCGACGAUUGACCCUCCCGACCCGCCGGCCGCGGCCUCCCCCACCCACAAGUGACGAUUUCUCUCUUCCCGGUGAUUCAUUGCAAAAGGACAGAAAGUGACUGUUAGUAUAGGGUCCAUGGAUUCUCCAACACAUAACACAUCAUUGCAGCAGCUUCAAAAUGUUGAGAAGAGAAUUAUGAAGGUUUUGGAGCUAGCCGGUGAAGUGAUGGCCGAACUAGCUAAUCCUGCUGGUCCCAGAAAGGAAUUUAUCAACAACCAUUGCCGUGAAUUCAUGCAACUGAUCAAGGACAUCCAAGUAACAUUGAGACAUGAAAUUAAAAGUGCAUGUGAAUACCGCCCACUUGAGAAGUCCGAUUACAGUUCUCGAAUGGCUGAUGAGAUUUGUCUCAAGAAGCUGAAAUACAUCAUUUCUCAGCUGGAUGGAAUUAAAAAAACGAUUUAAUAACACGAUAGUAAAGCUGGACCGCCAAAAGUUCAGCCAAUUUAGAAAAGCACGAGAUUAGGGUAUACUGGUAGACUGUAGUUUGUGAAGAUCCACUUAGGGAAAUUAUUGUGGGUUAUCCAUUUUUUUUCAGAUGAGGAGCACUUUUUUUUUUUUGCUAAAACUUCAGAUCAGGAGCACUUAAAGUACGAGAUGGUAGUUCUACUAUGUUUAUGGAUGAUGCUUUGGUUUGGCCUUUGCUUUUUGAUCUGUGUAAGUUGGAUAUUCCUUACUUGUCAUGCAGCCAAGUCUUAGUGCACUUGGAAGACUAACUUCUGAGCACAAA
This is a messenger RNA of Syzygium oleosum, 830 nucleotides long. Its product is annotated as mediator of RNA polymerase II transcription subunit 11-like. The coding region runs from base 179 to 505 and encodes 108 amino acids. Gene Ontology annotation, molecular function: transcription coregulator activity. The record is from RefSeq and is a predicted model, not a curated record. Lineage: Eukaryota; Viridiplantae; Streptophyta; Magnoliopsida; Myrtales; Myrtaceae. The transcript has 2 exons. Gene Ontology annotation, biological process: regulation of transcription by RNA polymerase II. Gene Ontology annotation, cellular component: mediator complex.